CUGUCUGUAUUUAGUUCAGUCGUGAGACUUGUACAAUGAAGAUCGUUUUUGGUUUAUGCCUUCUCCUCAGUCCCAUUGUGGCCACAUCGAUCAGAGAGAAUUACUGUGAACGUAAUGUAACCAGUCGUACUGUGGUCCCCGUGACCAAGACCAGGACCAUAGUGAAGAAACCGUCGAAAUGGACACCCUGGAAGAAGACGGAAAAGAAACUUGAAGAAUACACGGCACAUGAAGAGCAAAUCACCUAUAAAUUGAUAUCGGAUUGCUGUGUGGGCUAUCAUCAAGUGGAAUCGGGCCUCUGUGAACCGAUCUGUGAGCGUGGCUGUCCGGCUCAUGCCAGUUGUGUGGCUCCCCAGAGAUGUCAGUGCACAACAGGCUAUGUUUCCGCCUUGGAUCAUCGUGAUGGCAGUCAUUACUGUGAGCCGAUCUGUGAGCGCGGCUGUUCGAAGGGCUCGCAGUGUGUUGCCCCUAAUACUUGUUCCUGUCGUGAGGGCUAUAAGCAGCUAAGUCCCACGGGUGAUGGUGUCAGCGGCGAUUGUGUGCCCACUUGCCAAUUGGGUGAUGGCUGUGCCAAUGGCAAAUGCAUCGACGUGGAGCGUUGUGAGUGCAAUGAAGGCUACGAUUGGGAUGAAAAUGAGAAUAAAUGUAAAGAGCUUGCUCGCAUGGCGUCACAGGAGGAGGAAGAGGAGCCACUGUCCACCACUAAUGACAUUCCGCCCACUUCCGAAGAAUGUAGCGAGGGUUUUGUCUUGUACGGCGGUCAAUGUAGACCCGAAACAUUCGACAGCAACGAGGCUGAGGUCAAGGAUUGCCGCAUAGCUGGCUGUGUGGGUCAUCAUCAGGUGUGCAAUGAUUCGGGCUCAUGUCUAUGCGCCGAGGGCUAUGUCCAGGAGAACAAUGCCGAGGAAAAUUCAACUCUCUCGUGUCGUCGUGGAAUCUUGGAAGAGCUGUUGAGCAUCGAUCAGGCUGCCGAUGAUGAUAAUGAACUGAAUCCAUGGACUAUACCCAUCAUUGGUUUGGCCAGUGGUUCACUGUUCGUCCUGUUGCUGGCUGGUCUGAUUGGUGGUGUGCGUCAUCAUCGCCAGCGCCGUGAUCAAUCCGAGAACGAGGCCUUACCCAAAGAACCUGUUCUUCAGUGUGAAUACUCAAAGAAGAGCUAUGAUGUAGACGAAUGGGUACCAUAAGUUCUUGUCGGCUGUGUUAGUUCAACUUUUCAUUGUUAGCUAUUAAGUAAAAUUUAUUUUUUGGAUAUUAAAUUUAAUAAAGUACGUAGACUGAUUAAAUAGACUUGAUA
Drosophila willistoni is the source of this 1294-nucleotide messenger RNA. Its product is annotated as fibrillin-1. The record is from RefSeq and is a predicted model, not a curated record. The coding region runs from base 36 to 1184 and encodes 382 amino acids. NCBI's taxonomy places the organism in Eukaryota, Metazoa, Arthropoda, Insecta, Diptera, Drosophilidae. The transcript has a single exon.